Molecule: messenger RNA, 4966 nt
Organism: Mizuhopecten yessoensis (Yesso scallop)
Lineage: Eukaryota; Metazoa; Mollusca; Bivalvia; Pectinida; Pectinidae
Product: coiled-coil domain-containing protein 170-like
Exons: 12
Coding region: 131-2650 (839 amino acids)
Source: RefSeq, a predicted model, not a curated record
UGAUAGUUUCCAUGUUGCUAAGCGCAAUGAAAACACCGGAAUGACAGUGUGCUAGGUUGAACGGUAUGCAUAUCAUAUGAAAGCAAAAUCGAACAGCGAAAAACGUAACAAAGACAGUUAAAUCAUCAACAUGGCAAGUUAUUUAAGGGAUGUUGAUCGUGAUGGACUUCCAACGAUUCGACGAACAGGUUUGCGUGAGUCGACGAGCUCCCCACACCGAAUAACCACUAUGGAAACAGAUGUCUUACACCGGUAUUCCUCCCCUAUCGCCACUACCACGUACACAACAGAGCCAAUAAUGAAUCCCAGACCCCCUUCUCCUUCACAGAGGAGGGCAGUAUCAGAGCUCAAUGAUCAGGUGAAAUCUUUUAAAGAAGAGUUAAGGAAGAAAGACGCACUGAUCCAGCAGCUUGUCAGCAUGGAUGCCAUUCCUAAAGUGACAGUACGGUCAGGAGCUGAUGCAUACAGACACGACGCUGUUUUUAUGGGUGACCGACACGCUGUGGACACAGCUAGAAGCGAAGUUGCCACUCUUCAAGUAAAAAAUGAAAAAUUACAAAUCCAUAUUUCUGAGUUAAGGACAGAGGGAGAGUCCAAAGACAUCAAGAUAAAAGAGUUGAUGACACUUUACAACACCAGCAAGGAGAACGAGCAACGUCUUACGUCUCUACUCGAUUCUCAUCGAAACCAGAUUAUUGAGCUAGAAGGCAAAGCAGGCAGUUACGAAACCGCUGUUGGACGCAGCGAGUUCACUGUUUCGGCUCUCCAGCAGCAGAUACGUGAAGGACAAGAAAAAAUAUUGGAGUUAGAGGGACGUCUGAGAACUCAUCUUGACGACCGUGAGGCUGCUGAGACAAAAUGUCAGUCGGUGACAAAGCGCAACGAUGAAUUACUUUUUCAACUCACCAGCCUUCUCCAAGUUGAGAGUAUGCAGAGUGGAUGCUGUCUUUGCCCAGAAGAUAUCGUAAGACGAUUAACAGAUCUUGUUCAAGAAAAUGCUAUACUCAAGGGAAAAAUUGUGACCAUGAGUGAGUGCCUGAAUAGUACAGAGCUGGAGACGAAAGCAAGCAGGGAAACGAUAAUGAGGCUGGUGUCCGAGGUCGGCAAGGAACAGAAGGUUGCAACCAGAUAUACAUCAGAAAUCGACAACCUCCGAAUGGAGCGAGAUGAAGCAUUGUCUACAAGAAAUACUUACGAAAGGGAGAUAGAACUUCUUAAGGAGCGACUGGAGGCGAGUCACAAGUCCGUUGAAGCCACACGUAGAGAGUUGGACCUACGAGAAACUAGAAUUAGCUCCCUUGAUCGCGAGUAUCGCAGCCAUCACCACGAUGUGCAUGUGAUUUCGACACAGCUAGGGACCUUCAAAGAAAAACUGGCUGCAAUCCUCAGCACACCCGACUACAGACUUGAGAUGUCAGAGGAAGCUAUCAUUGAACGCAUUAAAAUCAUUUAUCAGGAAAAUUGUGAAUUCAUCAAUAGGAUGGAGUCUCUGCAGGAGCGUGUGAAGACCCUGACCGAACAGCUGGAGAGCCAGUACGAACUCCACAAGUCUGCAGCUUCGCGGGCACGCAAGGCUGAGACGGACCUGUCCGAGUACGAUUCACGGCUACGCAGUGCUGAAGGGGAGCUCACAGCAGGGGAUGUCCUCCGAGACAGCUUGAGGGGAGACAGAGAAAAGUACCUGAGAUGCCUUCAGCAACUUGGUGAAAUCAUGAAAAUGGAACGCAUUUCAAUCGACUUAGGAUUGGACAUGACCAUGGAGGCUCUGAUGGCCCGUGCUGACCAGCUAGUAAAGAUGGAAAAAGACGCACUGGCCGACAAGUCAACACAUAUAUACAACCUACAACGCAAAAUCAAGGCUCUGAAGGAACAACUGGAGAGCAAGGAUCUUCAUGUGGAUCUUCUCCGUAAAAAGAUGACCAGCCUGGAAGAAAAGCUCCUGGGAAAAACAGAGAUAAUGAAAGAACGUGACGGAGAGACAUACCGAGUCCGAAAGUUGGAGAAGGUUGUGGAAAAGUACAAACUGCAAAAUCAGGACCUCCGACACGAGCUCACAAACCUCAAGGCCAACCUGCUUGGCUCCAGUGAGAUGAAGAUUCGUACCUUGGAACAGAGGAAGGAGAUUGAAGAGCUCGCUGCCCAGGUAGAUGAGCUGGAGAAAUCGAGGUCACGACAAGCUCAAAAGAUCUCCAAACUCAAGAAUUCCGUUAACUAUCAAGAGAGCGAGUCGCAGGAGAAACGAGUCAUUGCUGACAAUGCCGUACAUGCACUUUCCAGUGAGCUUCGGACAACCAAAAACGCACUCAUUUCCCUACAGAACAGGGAGAAACAGUUGCUUGACUUCCGUGGCGUGGUGUCCAGGAUGCUUGGGCUAGACUUGAGCACACUGGCGGUGCCCGACUACGAGAUAAUCUCACGUCUGGAGAAGCUGAUACAGGCACACCAUAACCACACCUUCACAACCAUGAGUAUGGAGGAGGCCCUGGCUGAUAUGGAGAGCGGUUUUAUGAGUGGCUUUGAGGAGCAGUACCCAAGGGGCACACCCACUCAGUCGACCAUUGGUCGAUCAAGAGAGCGGGCUCGCAGAAAGGCUGCACGUGCACGAGCAAGAUCUGUGUCACCCCAGCGACGGGAUCAUAGAGUUUACUGAAUAUAUAUCUCAUCUGACUCUCCCCUCCCUGUACGUCAACUCGCAAAUCCAUAGGUCUUGGAAUGGUCCAUGGUGGUGUCAGGGAUAGGCACAUCAUUAUUUAUAUCCCCAGAUGUCUUCAAACUGGAUAAACUGAAAAAUAAACUGAAAAAUAAUUGUUUUAAGAAAUUCAAGUGAAAAAGUAUUUCAGUGAUAACAAUGCAGGUGUUUCUCAAAUUUAAAGCAUAUUGAUUUAAAAGAAAAUACAUGUACACAUGUAGGUAGAAUCUCAUGUGGGUUUAAUAAUGAAGGAUGAGUUGUUAGUCUUAUUAUUGAAUUACUUCAAUAUUCCUUCGUCAUAUGUAGUGCUGGCAGUGAUAUAAAACUCAAUGGACAAUUGUAGUGAAAAAUGGAUUAUUGUUCCAAUCCAGAUACAUGUACUAGCAAUAUAUCUGUAUGUAGCCAAAUGCCAUCUCUUCUCUCUCCUUCUCCAUACUAUCUCUGGGUGUUGGGAUUUUUCUAUCAUAGGCAGCAUAUACAUUGUUUAAGUAGUCUUGGCCUUACACCUACAUGUCACCGGGCAAAUAGAGUAGUCUCCCCUCAUGACUACAGUUGUCUCCCUUGCUGGUGCUAAGCUGUCAUUUCCACCAGUCAGCAGAGAAGGGGUGAUCAUCGUCUACCUUACAUUCCUUUAAACUUGGUCUUUCAGACUAUAGCUUUUUUGUGUUAGAAAACAAGAGAAGUAGAUUUUUUUUAUGAAACUAAAUAACAUGCUUCAUAUUUUCAAUAUUUGUUACUUUGUAAUUCAUUUGUAUGUUGUAGCAUACCUGUAUGAAUGAUAUACUAUAUACUAUAGAUUAAUUUAGGACUUGAGUUUGUUAUGUUAGGUCUUUCAUUAAAACAGAUAAACUUGUUUAUAUAGCCAAGUACGAGUGUGUAUAGUAGAUGUUUCAUUUAAUAAUAUAUGUAAGAGGAUAUAAAGAAUUUUUUCUUGUCUCAAAAAUCUUUCGGGAGAAAUGUAUAUAUACCCCGGUACUUUGAUUUUCCUCACUGUCCUAAAAAGAAUGUGAUAAAAGUACAAUUUAUGUACUUGUUUUUGUUAGUUUAGUUGAAUGAGAACAAUUGUAUACUUAUAUAUCUAUAUAUGUAUGAUGCUUCAAGUUUCAUGUCUCAUAAAAAAGGCUUUAACUUAAAAUUCCUCAUCGAAUGGCUGUGAAGGGGUAAUGUUGCAAAUUUGAUGAAAACAUAAUGAAUUUUUAAAACAUUAUGAUUUCUUUGAUGCUGUUAUAUUUUUCAUAUCAUUAUCAUUGUAGUCGUAGCUCUAGUCUUUGUUCCAGUAUAUAAGCUGUUCACGAUUUUGAUAUGGCUUUUAAUAUAUGUAUUUUAACUCAUUCACACCUGAAGACACAUUUGAACUCUUCCCAUUCAAAGGUUGGAAUAGUUUAUUAUGACAUUUCAGGGGUGAAUGAGUUUAUCAGUUGAACACAUGUCAGGUUAACGAGAAAAUGAAUUAAUAAAAGGAAAACUAAAGAAUACUUGUUGUAUUAUACUACAAUUGAAAAACUGAUAUUUUUUUAAACAUUUUAUGAAUAUGAAUAACAUCGAGAAAAGUUUUAUGAGAAAGAUUUGUUUGAACUUUGUCAUGACAACCAUUGUAGAUGUGAUUUUUUUGAAUUUGUUGGUUUUAUCUUUUUAAUUCUCACGCUUUAAUCAAAAUAUAGAAUUUCUUAUAUUGUAUUUACCAUUUUUUACCCCUGACAUUUAAAUGUUGUUAUGUUGUUAAAUUGAUACACGUGACCUUUUUACCUGUAUUUAUUGUAUAAAGUUAACACACGAGUCAGUCAAGCAUUCUAUACUAUUGAAAAACAAUAUAUUUUGAUGGCAACUAGUGAUUUAAAAAUACUGAUAUAAAAAAAUGUAUUUAUUUAAAAAUUAAAAAACAUAUUGACAACAUUUAACAAAGAAAUUUUGUGCUACAAAUUGCUGUAUAUUACCGACAAUAAGCCCAUGCUCAUCAAUAAGCCCACCCCAUUUUUUCACCAUUCAGCAUACUAGAAUCAGGAAUAAAUCUUCUGUGGGCAUUUUGUGUUAAUAGCUAGAUCACAUAAAUAUGAUUAUACAGUAGGGUUGACAAAGCUCAAAUCAUGUGAAUGGCGGUGUUUAAAUUGACAAUGACAUCAGUGUAAAUUAUUCAUGGAUUCAAUGUAAAUCAACUAUGAAGUACCUGUAGUCUUUGACUACUUGUACAACACUUGUCCCCAGUGUCCUUCCCCUUCCCUGUCACAAACAAAACGGAUGUUUGAAGAUUUUGUAAUAUUUUUUAUGUUUUAUGUCACA